CUCGCCCUGACCAGCCGGCGUCGCUGCCGGUUUGUGUGUGAGAGCAGAUAUAACAGAAGAAGAAGAAGCGAAGGCGCUGCGGGGAAAAUUAAAAUGUCUGCUCCGAAAACCAUCCCGAAAGACGCUCAGGUGAUGAUCCAGAUCCUGAAGGACAUGGGGAUCACAGAGUAUGAGCCCAGAGUCAUCAACCAGAUGCUGGAGUUCACCUACAGAUACGUGACGACCAUCAUCGAAGACGCCAAAAUUUACGCCACACACGCCAAGAAGUCCACCGUGGACGCAGACGACAUCAAACUGGCGAUCCAGUGCCGCAUGGACCAGUCAUUCACCUCGCCGCCACCGCGAGACUUCUUGCUGGAAGUUGCGAGGCAGAAGAACCAGACUCCUCUUCCUCUGAUCAAACCCUACACCGGACCUCGACUUCCUCCAGACCGCUACUGUCUGACCGCCCCCAACUACAGACUCAAGUCCAUACAGAAGAAGGUGUCGUCGUCGGCUGGCAGGAUAUCUGUGCCUCGCCUCAGUGUCGGCGCCGUCUCCAGCCGACCGUCCACGCCGACGCUCGGAACUCCGUCUGUCCAGUCCGUCACCACCAAAGUCGGAGCUCCGGUGUCUCUGACGGGUCAGAGGUUCACCGUGCAGAUCCCUCCACCCUCCCAGACGGCCACCCCCAAGACCACGACGCCGUCCACGCCGGCCGUCUCCAACGUCCUCAUCAACCCGUCUCUGAUUGGCUCCAAAAACAUCCUCAUCACCACCAACAUGGUGUCACAGAACACGGGCGGGGAGUCGCUGAAGAGGAAGCACGAGGACGACGACGACUACGACGCUUUAUGACGGCGAGACUGAAGACGCCGCCUCUUUUUAAAUUAACGUUUUUCAUAAUCCUGAAAAAUAAACAGUAAAAAUAAAAGACUGACCCCUGACACUGUUCUCACUAGAAACUUUACAUCAGGGCUCAUCCAGAACAACAGUGUGUUAGUUUAACUUUUCUAGAACAUGUUAACCGGAGGCCUCCACCUGUUCACACUGGGAACUCACCAGUAACACCAGUAACACCAGUAACACCAGUAACACCAGUAACACCAGUCUGCUGCAGGGCCCGGACUGUGGAGCACAGAAACCUGCUCUGAUGUGAUUUACAAUAAACUGCUAUAAAAUGAAAACGAGCCGCGUCUGUUUGUAAAAGGAAACUACGUUACCAUGGUGAUGUUUGUUUGGUGCUCAGGUGAACGCCACGACACUGACAUCACUGUCGGCUCCUUUACGUAGGUAGAAGUACUAAUGCUGUAACAUGCUGUUCACCAUUCACUCAAAUAAAGCAUCGAUAUAAGUCUUCAAAGUAAAAGUUUUCUGACACUUUGAAGCUGCAACGAUCAAUUACUUUGUUAAAUCUGUAAUUCAUCAACUCAAUCUAUUAAUAAAAUAAUACCUACUUUUACGCAACUUUAAAUCCAGGACUUUUAGCUUUCAUUAAGUAUUUUUACAGUCUGGAGAGACGUCACUGUCACAUUAAGGCAUCACUUAUAUGAUUAUCAAAAUAAUUGCCAAUUAAUGUUCUGCCCAUCAGUUAAUCACACGAAGUAUUGGAGACACAUCGAGGACAAAAAAAUAAAUCUUAAAUUUCAAUCACAAAUCUGAGCUAUAUACAUAUAUAUAUUUAUAUAUGAAAAUAAAAACUGCAUGAAUUUUUUAACUCGGACGAUGUUUCACCAGAACAGCUUCAGUUAAAUAUUCACUCCUCACCUACACACUGAGCACACAACAGCAGUAUCUGUUAGUUCAUUUUACCUUUAAUAAUAAAAAGAAAACUAAAAUAGAAAUCUCAAAAUAAAAAAUACAUGGCAAAACAAUAGACUCUUAAAUGAUUAUGAGAAUAAUCAUGGUCGCAAAUGAUGAUACAGUAUAAGUAAUAAUAAUAAUUAUAGUCACCAUAAUAAUAUUAAUAAUCAGAAGCAUUAUAAUCGUAAUUCUAUCUUUUCUGGUGUUUGUCCCACCAGCAGAAAUCACCUCCUGUUUUAUAGACAUUAUGGUAAAAGCAUCGCACAGGCCGGGGCGUGGCACUUGUCAAAAUAUUUUCACACUUAGCGAAGUUACCCCACAUAUGCACGAAGAAAUAAGGACAGAAUCACAGCUCGUACGAUUCACAGCACUGCUUGGAAAAAAAAACCAAAAUUAAAUUAAAUCAGAAAUCAAAAACAUGCUCUGUGUCGGUUUCUUCUUCUUCUUCUUCUUCUUUGUCCCUUCUGGGUCGCAGCUUCAUUGACUGACUGAGUGGAGGAGGGCGGGAAUUUGGCAGUUUUUAAGAUUUUAAAAAAUAAAAGCGGGUUUUGCGUGAAGCUGGUCGACGACCCGAUGAUGAGCUUCGUAACUCGUCAAAAACAUCGAUAAACUGUUUUUGAAAAAUGGCCGAGCUUUAAAAAAAAAAAACAAAAAAAAAACAAAAAACAGAUCAACAUUCUUCUUCUUCGUUUCCUGAAAUAAGCAAAAGAAAGUAACGUCUGCAGUUCUGUGGGUUUGUCUGUCCGGUGAAAGUGCAGUGCUCCUGUGUGUCUGAAAUGUCGUCUGUGCAGUUUGUUGUUUUUUUGGGGGGAAAAAAAAACAAAAACAAAAACAAAAACAAA
This is a messenger RNA of Seriola aureovittata, 2624 nucleotides long. It is a transcript of the gene taf9, whose product is annotated as TAF9 RNA polymerase II, TATA box binding protein (TBP)-associated factor. The record is from RefSeq and is a predicted model, not a curated record. Gene Ontology annotation, molecular function: transcription coactivator activity; protein heterodimerization activity; RNA polymerase II general transcription initiation factor activity. Bases 94 to 837 code for a protein of 247 amino acids. Gene Ontology annotation, cellular component: SAGA complex; transcription factor TFIID complex. The transcript has 7 exons. Gene Ontology annotation, biological process: RNA polymerase II preinitiation complex assembly; DNA-templated transcription initiation. NCBI's taxonomy places the organism in Eukaryota, Metazoa, Chordata, Actinopteri, Carangiformes, Carangidae.